Molecule: messenger RNA, 3195 nt
Organism: Prunus persica (peach)
Lineage: Eukaryota; Viridiplantae; Streptophyta; Magnoliopsida; Rosales; Rosaceae
Product: polyadenylate-binding protein 3
Exons: 7
Coding region: 918-2885 (655 amino acids)
Cellular component (GO): ribonucleoprotein complex
Molecular function (GO): RNA binding
Source: RefSeq, a predicted model, not a curated record
GCUUUCUUUGAAUUUUUUUUAAUUUAUAAUAAUUAUAAUGAAUUGAUGGAAAUGCUCAUAAAUUUAACAGAAAUUUUAACAUAAUUAGAGAUAGGUGGCGGAUUGUAACACUUUAUAUAGUUUAGAUGGUUAAAAAUAAAAAAUAAAAAUUCAAGUGAUAAUAACGUACAUGACUAAAAAUUCAAAUGGUGUUUAUGCAAAUUUCCUUUAAAACAAAUAAGAGCCCAAAAGAACAAAACAGUCCACAUGCUACCAUGGUGCACAAACCGGUCCACUUUAUAAAUAUGGGCCUGAUACAUGCAUUGGUUGGGAUUAAAAUUGAAGCAAUUUACGAGAUUACCACUGCCCAAAUUUACCAAACAACAAUGGUUUAUGCCAAAAGGCACCAUUAAAUAGUAGGAGACGUGUCUGUAGCCCCGCCUGACGCGUAACCAACAAAGUGGGGCCAAGCCAACUUCAAAAGCCAUAAAGCAAAGAAAAAGCACGGCCACAUCCCCACCCCCCCCAACCAAAAUGAGGAAGUCAGAGACAAAGACGACAUCGAAUGCCACGUCAUCACCACACGUGCAAAUUCACUUCCUUAACCGCUACGAACUGAAAACGCACCGCUUCACUUCACUCUCUUUCCAUAUAUAAGCCACUCUCCGUCUCAUCCCAAGCCCUCUCUCUCCUCCUCUCUCUUCCAGAGAAGAAGAAACCAGAAAAGAAGGAACAAUAAAAAAUAAAAAAAAUAAAAUCCCUCGAAAAUAAAUUUUCCAUUAAAAUUUUUUUUUGCUCCGAAAAAUUAAAUUCAUUCCAUAUAUAGAGCAAGAGAAACCCUACUCACCACUCUAGAUACAAUCGCUCGCAAACCCUAACCCCAUACCUGUUUUCGAUUUUUUUUCUCAAUUUUUUAAUUUAUUUAAUUAUUUUUUGCAAUGGCGGAUGCGGUAUCGGCACCGGCGGCUCAACCCGUAUCCCCGGCGGCGCAACAGCCACCUGUGGCGGCUCCGGCCCCGACUCCGGCGGGUUUCGGCAACGUGUCGUUGUACGUGGGCGAUCUGGACCCCACUGUCAACGAAGCGCAGCUGAUCGAUCUGUUCGGCCAAGUGGGCGGCGUCGUUUCGGUUAGGGUUUGUAGGGAUCAAAGCCGAAUGCAAUCGCUUGGCUACGCCUACGUCAAUUAUAGCAAUACGCAAGAGGCUGCUAAUGCACUGGAGAUUUUGAAUUUCGCUCCUAUCAAUGGGAAACCCAUUAGGAUUAUGUAUUCCCAUCGUGAUCCAAGUAUUCGGAAGAGCGGAAGGGCAAAUGUCUUUAUCAAGAACCUGGACAAAUCUAUUGAUAACAAGGCAUUGCUUGACACUUUUGCUUCCUUUGGCACUGUACUUUCUUGCAAGGUUGCAGUUGAUGGCCAUGGUCAAUCGAAAGGGUAUGGUUUCGUACAGUAUGACAAGGACGAAUCUGCACAGCAAGCAAUCAAACGGCUGAAUUCAAUGCUGAUAAAUGGUAAACAGGUGUAUGUUGGACUGUUUCAAAGAGGCCAGGAAAGGAAUCGGCCAAAUGGAUCACCACAUUUCACUAAUGUUUAUGUGAAAAAUUUGUCUGAGACAACUACAGAAGACGACCUCAAGAAACUUUUUGCCGAGCAUGGCAACAUAACUAGUGCAAUUGUUAUGAGGGAUGCUGCUGGAAAGUCUCGAUGUUUUGGUUUUGUUAACUUCGAGAAGCCAGACGCAGCAGCUGCUGCAAUUGAUAAGUUGAAUGGGACCACCUUUAGUGGUGACAAGGUUUUGUUUGUUGGGAGGGCUCAAAGGAAAUCAGAGAGGGAGGCGGAGUUGAGAGCUAAGUUUGAACAGGAAAGACUCAGUAGAUUUGAGAAGCUACAAGGUGCUAACUUAUAUCUGAAAAAUCUUGAUGAUACAAUAACUGAUGAAAAACUAAAGGAGCUAUUUUCUGAAUUUGGAACAAUAACAUCAUGCAAGGUCAUGCUUGAUCACCAAGGGACAAGCAAGGGUUCUGGAUUUGUUGCCUUCUCUACUCCAGAGGAAGCCAAUAAAGCUUUGACUGAAAUGAAUGGUAAGAUGCUUGGACGGAAGCCACUGUACGUUGCUGUAGCCCAACGCAAAGAAGAGAGAAAGGCUCGAUUACAGGCACGCUUUGCCCAAAUCCGAGCACCAGGUGGAAUGACACCAUUGCCAUCGGGAAUUCCUGGAUAUCAUCCUGGGGCACCUAGGCUUGCCCCUCAACAACUUUAUUUUGGUCAAGGUACUCCUGGCCUUCUUCCCCCACAGCCUGCAGGUUAUGGCUUCCAGCAGCAGCUCUUGCCUGGUAUGCGUCCGGGUGUUGCUCCAAACUUUAUUAUGCCAUACCACCUUCAGAGGCAAGGUCAACAUGGGCAGCGAAUGGGGGUACGGCGAGGUGGGAACUUUCAGCAGGUGCAGCAGCAGCAGCAGCAGCUACUGCACCGUAACUCCAACCAAGGCUUGAGAUACAUGGGCAACGCACGGAAUGGAGUGGAUCCAUCUGUCACUCCUCAAGGUAUUGUGGGUCCAAUAAUGCCUUUGCCCUUUGACGGUUCAGGGAUGCCUGUGACUCCUAAUGAUAGCCAGCGUUCUGGGCCGUUGCCGAUGUCAACACUUGCUUCAGCUUUAGCUUCUGCUACCCCAGAGAAUCAGCGCUUGAUGCUGGGUGAGCAGCUAUAUCCACUUGUUGAGCGUAUUGAGCCGGAACACACUGCUAAGGUGACUGGGAUGUUGCUGGAGAUGGACCAAACGGAGGUUCUCCAUCUCAUCGAGUCUCCGGAUGCCUUAAAGGAUAAGGUAGCUGAGGCAAUGGAUGUCCUUCGUAAGGCUGCAACAAAGUCUGAAGUUGCUGAUCAGCUUAACUCGUUGGAUCUCAACGAGUGAAUCUCUCCUUAUUCAUCACUAAUUUUGCGCACUGGGUCCUUUUUUCGCUGGCCCAAAUGACUUGCCAUUUUUUUUUGGACAAAAAUGACUUGCCAUUAGUACUGGGAUUUUUAAGACAAGAAUAUUUUGCUACGAUCUGGUUUAUUUAGCCGGGUUUUAUUUUAUGUGGCAACUCAAAUGCCUGAAACUUUUACGUUUGUAACUUUGCAGACCUAAGGUUGCUAGGAUUUUGAUCGGCAUCAUUCAUUUUUUAUGGACUUAUUAUGACAUUUUUCUAUUUAGGAUUUGAUUUGAGAUUUUUGCUGGAUUA